GGGCGGGAGCUCGUGGCGGUCGGCCUUUGCGCGUGGCAUCCCCGCGUUCGAGAGGGGCGGAGCGGUGGCUGUCGCCUCCCGGGCUGCCAGCACAGGCGGCGACAUGAGCGGCAAAGAAGGAGCAGGUGGUUUCAGAAAAAGGAAGCAUGACAAUUUUCCACAUGGUCAUCGAAGAGAGGAAAAAGACAGCAUUAAUUUGUCUUCUCCUGUGAUUCUGUCCUUCAAAUCAUUUCAGCUAGAGCUUGAUACAAGACAUGAUAAAUAUGAGAGGCUUGUAAAACUUAGUCGUGAUAUAACUAUUGAAAGUAAAAGGACCAUAUUCUUACUGCAUAGGAUUACCAGUGCUCCCAAUGGGGAGGAAAUAUUAACGGAAUCUGAGGCCAAAUUAGAUGCCGUGAGACAGAAAAUAAAGCAAGUAGCACAAGAAUUGAUGGGAGAGGAUAUGCAUCAGUACCACAGGGCCAUCUCUCCAGGUCUUCAAGAAUAUGUGGAAGCUGUCUCAUUCCAGUAUUUUAUCAAAACCCGGUCAUUAAUUAGUAUAGAAGGGAUCAAUAAGCAGCUGAUAUUUACAGAAGAAGAUAAAGAUGAAGAAACAAAGCUGUCUUCUGACCUUCUCGGUAAGCAACACCACACUUGGAAGUUGAAGGUGACUCCUGUAGAUUACCUCCUGGGAGUGGCUGAUUUAACCGGAGAGCUGAUGCGGAUGUGCAUCAACAGUGUUGGCAACGGUGACAUAGAUACCCCAUUUGAGCUGAGCCAGUUCCUGCGUCAGAUUUAUGAUGGCUUUUCCUACAUUGGCAACACUGGACCUUAUGAAGUGUCUAAAAAACUCUAUACCUUGAAACAGAGUCUGGCUAAAGUGGAGAAUGCCUGCUAUACAUUGAAAGUCAGGGGGUCUGAGAUACCAAAGCAUAUGCUAGCGGAUGUGUUCUCCAGUAAAACUGAAAUAAUUGACCAAGAAGAUGGGCUUUCCUAAAACACCUGGGAAACUCAUGACCCAAAAGGGACAGAGGCUGUAGAAUGAGAUUGAGAAUAAAGCAUUUCCAUACUUAGGAUUUGCUUAUUUGAAGUUUUAGUAGUAUCUGUAUUCCUGUCAUGUUUUAGGGUCAGCUGAAGAAGCAGGAUGACUGGUAUCCCAAAAUAGUUCUUGCAUAAUGGCUUAAGAAUCCCAGCAGUGAACUUUUGUUUUGUUUUGGGUGCUAUUUACUGCCACAAAUGUCACUGCUUAUAUUCUAUAUUUUAGUAUUAUGGACACACGUCUACCUGUCUUGGUCACUUAGGUCAGGUUUCAGUGAAGAACCAUAGUGCUUAAUACACUCAAUGUUGUAACACUUUUCUUAUCUUUGUUUCUUUUGAGUUUGAUUGCCUCAACAGUCUAUGUCUGUGUUGAGUCGGAGACAGGAAGUUGUGGUAUUAAAAUCACCACAUUGAGUUGCAAGGGAUUUAAAAGAAAUAGAAAGCAUUUGGUUGAGGGGGAAAUAUACCUUGGAGAAAUUAAUAAACCAAGCUUAUGCAUUAUUCUUUUGGGCUACAUCUGUUUGAAAAUCCUGUCUUAACACUGACUUUCUAUUGCUUAGUUUAUAUUCAAGAUCCUGAAAAUGAAACAAGACUGGAAAAGUUUAGCACAUUUUAUGUUUGCAACAGAAGCAAGUUCUCAAAGAUCUGAUUAAAAUCAGCAUGCAUACACUAUUAAAGUAGCUUCUGAUUCCAUAGAUGUACAGUCCAGUUCAGUUCUAGAGAUGUCAUUUAACAGUCGCUGUAUUUUUAAAGAAAUGAAGUUUUAAUUGGUCCUUACAUUAAAAAGUGUCUUAAACAUUAUUUUAGCUAAUUUAUAAUUGUGCUUAAUGUUUAUUGGAGUAUGCUUAUGGAUGGCUUUUCAUCUAAGAUG
This is a messenger RNA of Elgaria multicarinata webbii, 1888 nucleotides long. RefSeq names its product translin associated factor X (gene TSNAX). NCBI's taxonomy places the organism in Eukaryota, Metazoa, Chordata, Lepidosauria, Squamata, Anguidae. Gene Ontology annotation, molecular function: RNA endonuclease activity; sequence-specific DNA binding; RNA binding. Bases 104 to 976 code for a protein of 290 amino acids. Gene Ontology annotation, cellular component: cytoplasm; nucleus. The transcript has 6 exons. The record is from RefSeq and is a predicted model, not a curated record.